Zymoseptoria tritici IPO323 is the source of this 342-nucleotide messenger RNA. RefSeq lists its product as uncharacterized. The coding region runs from base 1 to 342 and encodes 113 amino acids. The transcript has 2 exons. The record is from RefSeq and is a predicted model, not a curated record. Gene Ontology annotation, molecular function: carbon-sulfur lyase activity. NCBI's taxonomy places the organism in Eukaryota, Fungi, Ascomycota, Dothideomycetes, Mycosphaerellales, Mycosphaerellaceae.
AUGGCAAAAGGAAGCUGCAUGUGCGGCCAAAUCGGCUACGAAUACACCGGCGAACCCGCCACAACAGCGCUGUGCCAUUGCACCGACUGUCAAAAGUGGACCGGCGCAGCCUACACUUCCAACGUCGUCGUCCCACGCACUUCCUUCAAAGUCACCAAGGGCAGCCCCAAGGACUAUGAUGCUGUGGGCGCAUCCGGCAAGAUCAACAAGCACUGGUUCUGCGGAACUUGUGGCAGUAGCUUGUAUACCGAGCUGGAGAUCAUGCCGGAUGUGACGUGCGUCAAGUCGGGUGGUUUGGACGGCGGUGCUGCGAACCAUGAUAUCAAGGUUGAGGUAGGUUGA